Aricia agestis (brown argus) is the source of this 1506-nucleotide messenger RNA. RefSeq names its product glycoprotein 3-alpha-L-fucosyltransferase A (gene FucTA). Gene Ontology annotation, cellular component: membrane. The transcript is spliced from 8 exons. The annotation marks the transcript as partial. NCBI's taxonomy places the organism in Eukaryota, Metazoa, Arthropoda, Insecta, Lepidoptera, Lycaenidae. Gene Ontology annotation, molecular function: alpha-(1->3)-fucosyltransferase activity. The record is from RefSeq and is a predicted model, not a curated record.
GCGGCGCUGCUACUGCCGCUGGUGCUGACGGCGCUGGCGCUGCUGCUGCUGCGCCCGCCGCCGCCGGCCCGGCCGCACCCCUCGCAGCCGCCGCUGCCCAGAGAGGACGCCGUUGAGCCGAACCUAAUAACGGACAACGAGGUAGCGUUCAUCAAUGAGGGCGAUGAGAUAUCCCGACGACCGUGGUUCUUCCGCGGCGGGGAGCGGCGGCCGACCAGACACGACCCGAACGCCAAACUCUUUCCCGACGACGCGCCAGGGGAUGACAGAAUCGAGGAGCAGCUAAUGUACACUCUGCCGAAGGACGAGGAAGUGCCAGUCAAGAAGAUUCUCCUGGCCAACGGUCUGGGCGCAUGGGGCGUCGCCGGCGGCCGCACGGAGUUCAUACGGAACAAAUGUCCGGUGGACAGGUGUUCGCUGACAGCUGAUACCAGAGACGCAGCCUCGGCUGACGCCAUACUGUACAAGGAUCACCACACGCCCUUCAACGUUAGAAGGCCGGCUAACCAGAUAUGGAUCCUUUACUACUUGGAGUGUCCCUACCACACGGCGUCUCUGCGACCCACCUCACUCGACGUGUUCAACUGGACGGCGACCUACCGUCGCGACUCGGACAUCGUCGCACCUUAUGAGCGAUGGGUCUACCACGAUCCACUGAUUACUGAGAAGGAAGUCGAGAGGAACUAUGCUGCUAAUAAGACUAAGAAGGUAGCGUGGUUCGUGUCCAACUGCCACGCGCGGAACCGUCGGCUGCAGUACGCGCGGCAACUCGCCAAGUUCAUACCCGUCGACAUAUACGGCGCUUGCGGCUCCCACCACUGUCCCCGAGCCGACCCCAACUGCCUCGAGAUGCUGGACAAGGAGUAUAAAUUCUACCUCGCCUUCGAGAACUCCAACUGCCGAGAUUACAUCACGGAGAAGUUCUUCGUCAAUGGAUUACAGCACGACGUGCUACCGAUCGUUAUGGGGGCUAGGCCGUCCGAGUACGCGGCGGCGGCGCCUCAUAACUCCUAUAUACACGUGGAAGAGUUCGCCAGCCCGGAGGAGUUAGCCGCGUACCUCCUACGGCUGGAUGACGACGAUAACCUGUACAACUCCUACUUCAAGUGGAAGGGUACGGGCGAGUUCAUAAACACGUACUUUUUCUGCCGCGUGUGCGCCAUGGUGCACGCCAGCGCGCGUCGUCAGCGCACCGCACACUACACUGACGUGCAGGCUUGGUGGCGCGACUCCGCCUGCACGAGAUCGGCUUGGCGCGCCGACCCGUCCUAGACAACUGAUCUCUACAGGACACUUCACCGUACAUAUUUUGUAUAUUGUGUUUAUGAUUGCGCUGGCGCAUCGUUUUGUUGUUUUUUUAUAGUGAUACUUAAUGUAAACUAGAUCAUAUUGCAAAUAGGUUCCUUAAUGAGCUCUAGAACUAGCUUAAUGAGAAAACCGUGCCAUUUCAGAAUCUCUAGACGUAAAUGGCGUCAUUUUCAAUCCGGAUUCCGAAACCAUAGAGUA